Molecule: messenger RNA, 789 nt
Organism: Clavispora lusitaniae ATCC 42720
Lineage: Eukaryota; Fungi; Ascomycota; Pichiomycetes; Serinales; Metschnikowiaceae
Cellular component (GO): cytoplasm
Molecular function (GO): inositol diphosphate tetrakisphosphate diphosphatase activity; phosphatase activity
Source: RefSeq, a predicted model, not a curated record
AUGUACGGAUGCUCAAUUCGGUACACCAGAGCCAACUACUACCAUAUCAUACCAAAGAGUACCAUCUCAAUGAGCUUAAAUGAGCCGGCUCAGGACGGAUCAGAACCUGUUUUCGAUGAGAGUUCGGGCCCAGAGCGCGGAGUUGUGCCCUUUCGCAAGUCUCUUCUGGUACCUCGGCCGCUUUUCGUUCCGCCGCUAAACUUUUCGCUAGUCGAAGACGGGAUAUAUCGAAGCGGGUUCCCGAUGCCAAUCAACUAUCCCUUCUUGGACCAGCUCAACUUGAAAACGAUCAUCUACUUAGGAGACAUUGGGUACGAGAAGAAGAAGAAGAAGGACGACAAGAAGGAUAAGAAGGACGAUAAAAAGGAUAAGAAGGAUAAGAAAGAUAAGAAGAAAGAACACAGCACACACGAGAUCUUCGAGAACUACAAGGCUUGGGUAGCAACUACAGACAUCCAGUUCCACCAUUUGGUGAUGCAUUCGUCUCAGGAGCCGUUUAUACUGAAUACGCAUGAAGAGACGCAGAAAGCGCUAAUUACGGCUCUCCAACUCAUGCUAAACCGACAAAACUUUCCCAUGCUUAUACAUUCGAACAAGGGGAAGCACCGAAUCGGCAUUUUGGUGGGGCUAGUUCGCAAAAUGCUUCAGGGUUGGUGUAUGAGUGGGAUUUUCGAGGAGUAUGAGAAGUUUGCAAUGGGGAAGUCAGAAUUCGAUCUUGAGUUUAUUGAGUUGUGGCAACCUGAGCUCACUUAUGACGUGAACUGGCUUCCGGAAUUUGUGAGAGUGUAG